Messenger RNA from Coniosporium apollinis CBS 100218, 621 nucleotides. RefSeq lists its product as uncharacterized. The transcript has a single exon. The record is from RefSeq and is a predicted model, not a curated record. Lineage: Eukaryota; Fungi; Ascomycota; Dothideomycetes. Gene Ontology annotation, cellular component: extracellular exosome; endoplasmic reticulum-Golgi intermediate compartment. Gene Ontology annotation, molecular function: calcium ion binding. Bases 1 to 621 code for a protein of 206 amino acids.
AUGCACCCCCCCUCCGCCCUCCCCUUCACCGCCCUCCUCCUCGCCUUCCUCACCACCACCCACGCGCACGGCCCCCACGACCAAGCCCCCAUCCCCGCCGACGCGGACUGGGCAACGCGGCACAUGGCCGAAGAGCACCACAUCAGCUCCUUCGACGCGGGCACCUUCUUCACGCUGCACGACUACGACUCGAGCGGCGCGUGGUCGCCGACGGACAUCCAGCGCACCUACGGCCUGAAAGACGAGAGCGCCAAGGAGGUCCCCGAGUCCAGAAAGGCCGAGGUCGUGGCCGAGGUGCUGCGGAUCUUCGACGCUGAUCGCUCGGGGACGGUGUCGUAUGCCGAGUAUGUGCUUGGCGUGACGCAGAAGGGGCUUAAGCUGCCGGACUUUGGGCUCGGCCCUGGGCACCAUGGGGACGAUGAGUAUGAAUAUGAGAUCCAUCAUUUUGAGAAGUACCAUGAUGAGAAUACCAAGGAGGAGGAUCUGACGCAUCCGGAGGAUAUUGCGCAUUUCAAGAAGCAUGAUAGGGAGGAGGAGGAGAGGGAGCGGUUGGAGGAGAGGGAGAGGAAGGGCGGGGUGGUGGAGGCGAAUAUUCCGAUGAAGUUUAGGAGGGUGGGGUAG